AUGGCGGCGUUGACAGUCCUACUGGUGACGUCAUUGUUGAUAGUAGGGUUGUGGCUUCGAUGGAGAGUCAAGAACAAGAGGUUACUGUAUUUAGCAAGCAAACUCCCUGGACCGCCCUUGGUACCGUUUUUGGGAAACGCCUGGACAUUCAUGUGCCGAUCUGAAGAUGUUGCAGGCGUAACACAGAAUAUAAUAUCUCAGUAUGGUGAAAUAUUGAGAUUCUGGCUCGGAUCCCAACUCAACGUCGUUGUAAGCAAGCCUGAUGAUGUAAAGAUUCUUCUGACGAGUGGGAAAACUAGCUUCAAAGGUCCACAAUAUAAGUACAUGGCGCAAAUAUUAGGUGGUGGUCUUUUGUCUGGAUCAGGAACAAAAUGGCGCAGACACCGAAAACUCGCAACACCAAACUAUACAAAGAACGCUGUUGAAGGCUACACAGAUAUUUUUAACAAAGAAGCUUAUAACUUAGUUAAAUACCUGAAAACGGAUUCUGUGAUGAAUAUUUAUGAGGAUAUUGUUAAAACUACAACGUAUACUGUUUGUCAAACAGUAAUGGGUUUAAGUAAAGAGGAAAGUUUGAAACUUCCGCAUUUACAAAUGAUAAUUGACGAAUCACCAAGGAUAUACGAUACAAUAUUUCAGCGGAUGACAAAAUGGUAUUUGAAUAUCUACCCAUAUUAUUGGUUUACGGAGUGUUACCGGAUUCAGAAAAAUUUCAUUAAAAUUAUGAAUGAAUUCUGCUUGGGUAUUGUAAAAUAUCGGGAAGAGAGUCUCUCUAAACAAGAGAAUAAUUCAGUUCGCUCACAUAUCUCUGUGGUGGAUUUGUUUUUGCUAUCACAAGAACUGAAUGAAGAAGAACUAAUACAAGAAAUAUUUACGUUAUUCACUGCAAGUCAAGAGGCAUCCGCUAAGAUUUGCUCAUUUUUAUGUCUUAUGAUGGCCAUGCAUCCUGAAUGUCAGGAAAGAUUAUAUGAAGAAAUACAAAUGGUUAUCGGUGAAAUGGACAGACCGAUAACAGAUGAAGAUUUAAAGCGCAUGCCUUAUUUAGAUAUGGCCUACAAGGAGGUGUUAAGGCUGUUUCCAAUUGGAGCAAUGUUGCAGAGAACUGUGAAAGAAGACAUCGCAAUAAGUUCGCACGUGAUUCCAGCUGGAUCUGCGCUUGUAAUACCGAUAUAUCACUUACAAAGAGAUCGUAAAUUCUGGAAGAAUCCCGAAGAUUUUGAUCCAGACAGAUUUAGCCCGGAGAACACUUUGUCUAGGCACCCACUUUGUUACUUGCCGUUUAGUUUAGGUCCAAUGGAUUGCUUAGGACGACACUUCGGAACCAAAUUAGUGAAAACAAUAGCCGUUCAUGUCUUUCGCAAGUUUAAACUUUCGACGAAGUUGAAUUACGAGGAAAUGCGUUUAGCAAUUCGUAUUUCAGUUGCUUCGAUGGAUGGAUAUCCAGUUACACUGAGCUUAAGAUAAAACUUUAAUAUACGACAAUAUUAAAAUUGUUUAUCUACACCCAUGCUUUAAAUUCUCUAUUAAAGAUUCUGAAUCAGUUAGUUUAUUGCCAACAUUAAAACACCCAAUGUUCUAAUAACCAUUACAUCAUCCAAACGAGUGUUGUAAUGUUGUACUGAAUUUCAUAACAACACUCCUAUUUUUUUUUCAAUCCCUUCAUGCUCAAAGAGUUUGAACAGACAGCCACAUUCUUAUUGCACGAUGCGUGGUAUCUGUAUGAAUUUCAAAAAAAGAACAUUUUCGUUUACGGGCGUUCCACACUACCAGAACGUCGCGCGUCGAAAAAAAAGUAGGUUAUUCGAAUCCCCGCCAUUUUUCUUUGAUAUUUUUAUUGUUUUGUUUACAAAAAAUGAGCGAUUCAUUUUAAACGCUGAAUAUUCUAGUGAAUUUUAAUUA
Leptidea sinapis is the source of this 1899-nucleotide messenger RNA. Its product is annotated as cytochrome P450 4C1-like. Gene Ontology annotation, molecular function: iron ion binding; monooxygenase activity; oxidoreductase activity, acting on paired donors, with incorporation or reduction of molecular oxygen. The record is from RefSeq and is a predicted model, not a curated record. NCBI's taxonomy places the organism in Eukaryota, Metazoa, Arthropoda, Insecta, Lepidoptera, Pieridae. The transcript has 10 exons. Bases 1 to 1464 code for a protein of 487 amino acids.